CAAUUAUUGGAGAGGUGGAUGUGUCCCAAAGUCCAAGGGAUGACAAACACCAGACCCGGACUGAAGGAGCAGUCUGAUUCAAGAAUGGGUUCUGCGGUUGCCAAAAUAAUAGGCAAUAAUGUAAAAAAAUUGCAGAAGUUUGCUUCUACAGUGAAGAUGUGGGUGUUUGAGGAGAAUAUUAAUGGGAAAAAACUGACGGAUAUCAUAAAUAAUGAACAUGAAAAUGUAAAAUAUCUCCCUGGAUACAAGCUGCCAGAUAAUGUGGUUGCUGUCCCAAACCUUAAUGAAGCUGUACAGGAUGCAGACUUGCUGGUCUUUGUCAUUCCUCAUCAGUUCAUUCAUAAGAUCUGCGAUGAAAUCACAGGACGAGUGCCCAAGAAAGCUCUUGGUAUAACUCUCAUAAAGGGAAUAGAUGAAGGCCCGGAGGGACUCAAACUGAUUUCUGACAUUAUUCGAGAGAAGGUGGAAAUAGACAUCAGUGUGCUGAUGGGAGCUAACAUUGCCAAUGAGGUGGCAGCAGAGAAAUUCUGUGAAACCACGAUAGGCAGCAAAAUCUUGCAGAAUGGCCUUCUCUUCAAAGAACUCUUGCAGACUCCAAACUUCCGAAUAACUGUAGUAGAUGAUGCAGAUACUGUUGAGCUUUGUGGUGCUCUGAAGAAUAUAGUGGCGGUAGGAGCUGGGUUCUGUGAUGGCCUUCGCUGUGGUGACAAUACCAAAGCUGCCGUUAUUCGCCUUGGCCUAAUGGAGAUGAUUGCAUUUGCCAGAAUUUUUUGCAAAGGACAGGUGUCUACUGCCACCUUCCUGGAGAGCUGUGGAGUUGCUGAUCUCAUCACAACUUGUUAUGGUGGCCGGAAUCGACGGGUAGCAGAAGCAUUUGUUAAAACUGGAAAGUCUAUUGAAGAAUUGGAGCAAGAAAUGCUGAAUGGACAGAAACUGCAAGGACCACAGACUUCUGCAGAAGUGUAUCGCAUUCUCAAGCAGAAAGGAAUGGUGGAAAAGUUUCCGCUAUUCACUGCUGUAUAUCAAAUCUGCUAUGAAGGGAAGUCUGUCAAAGAGAUGAUAUCCUGCCUUCAAAGUCAUCCAGAGCACAUAUAGAAUCAAUCAGGGCAUUGUACUAAUGCAGCUUUCUGCCUUUCAAAAUCAUGUUCCGUUCAAGUGGAUGUAUCAUUAAGCUUCAUACAAAGCUGCUCACUAGGCAACUGUAACAACAUGAAUGUCUCUGAGUGGAUACUGGUUUUUUUUGCUUUUCAGCCUAGUUUGACAUAGCAUGCAGUGUUGGCUUGGUGUCUGUCGUUUUGCUGGCUAAAAGCAAUUCAAAACUUGCACUACGUGUAUAGUGUAUAUACACAAGCGUACUGCGUGUGUGUUCCUACAGUGUAAGACACAAACGAUGUUUGGUUGUCUCUCAUUAAAGCCCAGUCCAAAAUCCACUGGACACAGUGGGAAGAAUCCCACUGGUUUUAAUGGAGGCUGAAUCAAGCCAGUCACCUCAAAAUAUUAGGAGUCUUUCUAUUAUAACUCAUUUUUAUUGUGCAUACAUAUUGAAAUUUGAAUGUUUUGCAUGUUUUUUAUUAUAUUCUUUUAAGGAAUAUUAAUGGAAAACAAGUGGUAGCAGUUAUUCAGGAGGCUACUGGGAUGUUUUAAUGAACUCCAUUGAACAAUUAUCAUGAUUUUUUGAAAGUCUUUCAAACUAUCACACUAUUUUGAAACCAAUUUUUAAGUGAAUUUAAAGUUUUUAAGUAUACUGUUUUAAAGGGAAUAUGCUAGAGGGGGUUCAUUAUCUCCCCUUCUGUUUUUUAAUCCUUGCAUUUUUGUAUUUCUGCAUUUCUCUCUUGCUGUUCCCCGUUGUUAUGCUCUUCUAGAAUCCCAUUCCAAAAAAACAAGUGGGAGCUUUUGACCUGGGAGUUCUGAAUCCUGGAGCUUAGGGUUUGUUUUAGUGCUGUACCUUUGGUGGUGGUUCUUCGGGAUAGUUUGGGUGGGGAAGGAUACUCUUGGGGUAUCCACUGCUCAAAACUGGCAUGCUGUUUUUCUAGCUUAACCAUCAGGUACAAUGUGUUGGACUGCUCACAGCACUCCAAGGAAUGUUUGGGGAGGGUUCCCUGGUAGCUCGUGCUUGUGUUGUCAAAAGGAUUGUACACUCGUAUGCUGAGUGCAUUCAUUUCAGUGCCUGCCAGUGACUGACACAUCAGCUGGAGUGUAGUCUUGAACCAGCCUCCACAGGGAAAUGAUGAGUUCUGAUGUUACUCUUUCAUUGGAAAAAACUGUAGUGGGUUCUAGUUCAACUGCUCUAUGACCAAGCUUCCUGAAAGCUUCUCGAGGGCCUCUCUCUUCUAUUCCCCAGGUACCUCAGCUCAUCUUGGGGGGGCACUUUUGCUCUAUCAGGGAGGUUAAGUUGAUUUAUUAUCGGAGAACUUGUGAUGCACAACUGUCUUGCCAGCACUGGACUGCGAUUUUUUUUGUUUUUUUGUUUUAGGAAGGUUGAUGCAAGAGAAGAUAAGAUGGAUGGAUGAAAUGUUUUGUCUUGCUUUUCUUUACAAACAGCAAAGCAAGUAUACAGUUUGUAUACUAAACUGUAAACUUGGUGGUAAAAUACAUGCUAGGCACAUAAAGAGUGGAGUCAUUCUUGCAGCUGGGAGUCGAGGGUUAGCCUCGAGAUUCACAGAGCUUAACUCUGGGCCAAUCACAGGAACGUGCAUCUGGUCUGAACAUCCACUCCCAACCUCUAAGCAAUAUGGGGAGUCAUUACCUUCUUCACUGUUCUUAGUGAUGUUUGUAGACCAGAAAUUGCAAGCACAAACCCUUCCUGAAGCUUUAAUAUGUCAUUUGGUACUUGCUAAAACAAAGGGGAUGCCUGGGAAUAAUUAUUGUCUGUACUAGAGUAGCCCGGAUCACGUUGGAAUAAGCAAGUGUUGGGGCAGCUUUGUAUAGACAGCAAGAUGCUUCAGCUCAGGAAUGCCAUUUCUUGUGCUUCUGUAGAGUUUUGCAGUAAUUCAGGAAGAUCAUGUGAAUGUCCCCAGAUAUUCAGGGAUAGGAAACGUUGUUUUGCCUUAUUUCUGCCUUCUGUUUUAGUGCUAAAUAUAACAGAAAUGGCCAGAGGUUAAGUGAUAUCAGACAUUUGUGGCAAUUGAGGAAAUGACUGGUAGAGCUGAUCUGGAGAAAGCACUCUGCUUAGACAAUUAAAAGGAUGUUUUAAGAUUGGAAGCUUUGUUACAGUAACGCACACAUGGAGCAUACAUAACUUACAGUGUGUCUGCUUAUGCUUAUGCUUUUGCUUUUUUUUUUUAAAUACCAAGUCGGCUGGCUUUGCCUUUAUAUAUAUAUGCGCAUAUAUAAACUUUUUUUUUUUACAUGCAGUAUAUAGAACAAUAGUAUUUUGUAAGAUACGUAAAGGGCUAUAUGAGCUAAAUGUGGUAAAUUAAUAUAUAUUUUAAGAUGAUUUCUGUGUUAUUCCAAUCCUUUUAUGUCCACUGAAACGCUAAAUCUUCAUUGUUGUUUUGUACAGAAGCCUAUUAAAUGGGAAAUCUGGAAAAAGGCUUUCUAUGGGGACUUUCAGUCUAUAAUGGUAUUUUUUCCAAAAAAAAGUGGUUUCAGUAACUGAAAUAAUUUAUUUUACUUUCUAUAGAUACUUCACCAUUUGUACUUGUUUUUCAGUGCUUGAGAACUUUCAGCUUGGCAUUGUAUUUUUUCCCCACUAAUAUUUACAACUAAUUAUGAGACUGUGAUAUAAUACUGGAACUGAAUGAUUAGAAUUCUGUUCUACAGACACUCCGCUUUGCCUAGUACUGAGAUGGUCUUACUAAAAAUAUUAACCCCUGUAUACAAUUUUUGCAUCCAAUUCCUAAAUUUAUAACUACUGAUCAAUUAAUGAACAUUAAUCACUAAGGAAUGUCAUUAUCUUUUAAUGAUAUGUACUCGACUGGCCCUUGACAUGUGUACUUUUUUAUUUAAAGAUUGAAAAUGGAUACUCAUUUGAAAAAGUAGUACAAAUAAACAUUUUGUCUUGGGAA
Messenger RNA from Struthio camelus australis, 4007 nucleotides. The record is from RefSeq and is a predicted model, not a curated record. Lineage: Eukaryota; Metazoa; Chordata; Aves; Struthioniformes; Struthionidae.